AUGCCGACGUCAUCCAUGGCCGAUCUUAGUGGUGACGCUGCGAGUGACGAAGAAGGCAUGACGAACGAUAACGAUAGUCAGACAUCAGACGAAACAACAAGUGACAAAGAUUUGAUGGACGCCGAUCGCCAGUCAAUAAACGAAUCAGCUAGUGAUAAUGACAUGGCUGAUGAAGUAGCCAGUGUGGAUGAAGGAGAAGAUGAAGAAAUAUGCACAGAUCGGUCAUGUGGAACAGUAGGUAAUAUGUAA
Molecule: messenger RNA, 249 nt
Organism: Didymodactylos carnosus
Lineage: Eukaryota; Metazoa; Rotifera; Eurotatoria; Philodinida; Philodinidae
Source: the annotation of a GenBank genome assembly